Molecule: messenger RNA, 1383 nt
Organism: Carassius carassius (crucian carp)
Lineage: Eukaryota; Metazoa; Chordata; Actinopteri; Cypriniformes; Cyprinidae
Product: thioredoxin domain-containing protein 9-like
Exons: 5
Coding region: 161-841 (226 amino acids)
Biological process (GO): microtubule cytoskeleton organization
Cellular component (GO): cytoplasm
Source: RefSeq, a predicted model, not a curated record
GAACUACAUAAAAAAAUAGUCGCACAUUUCAAACGUUAUGUCGGUUAAAAUGAUUUCCAGUUUGUCGUUGCUUUCCGAUUAGCCAGGCAUCAUCUAAUUAUCAGUCUUUGUUGGCGAUCAAAGCUCCCGUUAACACGAGGCAGUCAGGUUUUAAGAGAAAAUGGCCAGUCAGUCCAUGGAGGUUGUAGCGAAGGCUCUGGAGCAGCAGAUGCUGCAGUCAGCACGGAUAGUGGAAGAGAAGCUGGAUGGCGAACUGGAGAAGUUGGAGCACAUGGAUGAAGAUGAGCUGGAGCGACUCAAGGAGAGAAGGCUCGAGGCCCUUAAGAAAGCUCAAAAACAGAAGCAGGAGUGGAUAUCUAAAGGACAUGGUGAAUAUAGAGAGAUCCCAAGUGAGAGGGAUUUCUUUUCUGAGGUGAAAGACAGCAAAAAUGUGGUCUGCCAUUUCUACAGAGAUUCUACCUUCAGAUGCAAAAUUUUGGACAAGCAUCUAGCUAUUUUGGUGAAGAAACAUCUGGAAACAAAGUUUAUCAAGCUGAAUGUUGAGAAGGCUCCAUUCCUAACUGAGAGGCUGAAGAUUAAAGUCAUUCCAACACUGGCUCUGGUGAAGGAUGGGAAGACUAAGGAUUAUAUUGUGGGCUUCACUGAUCUGGGCAACAGAGAUGACUUCCCUACUGAAGUGCUGGAGUGGAGACUGGGCUGCUCAGGUAUCAUUAACUACAGUGGGAAUCUUUUGGAGCCACCCACUGGUAGACAGAAGUCCGGGUCAAAGUUCACCAAGGUGGAGAAAAAGACCAUCAGAGGCAAAGGCUAUGACUCGGACUCUGAUUCUGAUGAGGAUUAGAGGACUAAAACAUCAAGCUCAGUCUUUCUCAGGGCUUCCUACAUAACAGUCCGAAGUCUUGUAACAUCACUUUUUUUUUUUUUGCAGUGUCUAUUUAAUUUCUUCUGUCUCACCUUUGUCUUGUUUGGCCAUUUUAAGAUGUCUGAAUACCACCUAAUAUUGUGUUAAUACUUAAUUUCACAUUUUUUUUAGUUUUAAUGUACAGUAGUGAAACUUUUCUGUGGAGCAUAAUUCUGGUGAAGGUUAGCUUUUUAGCACCAAUUUAUUUUCUAAGUAAGUUUUUGUGGGAUGGAACAACCGGAUGCAUUUAAGUAGUGCAAAGACGAAAUCAAUAUUUUGCCUCUUAAUGGACUGAUGCUCAGAUCAGUGAGCAUCAAACAAGUGCCAAGGAAGCAAACUUCUGUAUUCCACUAAGGAUUGCCACCUCUUUCUCUCAUUGAUGUGAAGGAAGUGCAUUUUCUUUUCUUUAUAGCAGUACAUGACAUUAAAAAUGAUAUAAUAUGCCUGUUUUGCUCGUCAAUUAAAAAUGUUUUUCUGUCUCA